Molecule: messenger RNA, 465 nt
Organism: Eimeria maxima
Lineage: Eukaryota; Apicomplexa; Conoidasida; Eucoccidiorida; Eimeriidae
Exons: 3
Coding region: 1-465 (154 amino acids)
Molecular function (GO): protein binding
Source: RefSeq, a predicted model, not a curated record
AUGAGCUUCCUUCAGGACCCUUUGAUUGAAUGGCGUACAUCAUUGUCGCGUCAUCAGCAGCAGCAGCAGCAGCAACAGCAGCAGAACGAAGCAGCAGCAACAAAGACAGGAGAGCGCAAGGCCUAUGCAUGCAUCGUAGCAAUACAGAAGAAACUGCAGGGCUGUAUAUCUGUGCUGCCCCCUGGCGCCUUUGAAGAGUCUGUACAGCCGCAGCAGCAGCAGCAGCAGCACAAGCAGCAGAAGCAGCUGCAGAGAGAUGACGACAGCAGCAGCAGUGAAGACUCCUUUGUUGAAUCCGAGGAGGAAGAGCCCAACAUAUCAGGUGCAACAGGUGCUGCUGCUGUUGCUGCUGCUGCUGCACCACAAAGCAGCAGCGGUACACUUGGGGUGUAUGCACAGGUUGCUGCUCUUAUUCGUUCUGCUUCUUCAGUAGAUAACCUCGCAAAGAUGUACGAUUUAGGAUAA